This is a messenger RNA of Phyllostomus discolor (pale spear-nosed bat), 1988 nucleotides long. RefSeq names its product tubulin polyglutamylase complex subunit 2 (gene TPGS2). Lineage: Eukaryota; Metazoa; Chordata; Mammalia; Chiroptera; Phyllostomidae. Bases 203 to 1249 code for a protein of 348 amino acids. Gene Ontology annotation, biological process: protein polyglutamylation. The transcript is spliced from 8 exons. The record is from RefSeq and is a predicted model, not a curated record.
AGGCCCGCCCCCGCCUGGGCGGCCGGCCCCGGUGGGGCGGGAGUGUCAGGGCGGAGGCGUCGCUGUGUCCCGCCGGCUGGGGCCGAGGCCGCGGGAACGAGCUCACCGCGUAACUACUGCCAGACCGGCCCCGGAUCCUCAUCGCAUCCCUGCCUCGGUCUCAGGCGGUGAGCACUACAACUCCCGGCAUGCCGUGAACUUGAUGGCCGAGGCUCGGGGGCGGUGUGCAACGCUGCGGCCCGUCCAGCUCACCCGUUUGGUCUCCUCCGCUGCCCCGGCCGCGCGCGGAGCGGGGACGCGAGCUAUGGAGGAGCUGCCGCCCCCGCCUGUGGGCUCCAGCAAGCCGCUCCUGGAGAAGCUGACCCUGGGGAUCACCCGCAUCCUAGAUGUUUGGCAAACUGGUGCCACUUCAAGGGAAAACCUACCUAAGGAAUUAAACAACUCUGAAUCAUCCCCAGGUGUGACAGAGGUGACCAUCAGAGAAAAGCCACCUGUUGAACGUCAUAUGAUUUCUUCAUGGGAACAAAAAAACAACUGUGUGCUGCCUGAGGAUGUGAAGAAUUUUUACCUGAUGACCAACGGCUUCCAGAUGACGUGGAGUGUGAAGCUGGAUGAGCAUGCCAUUCCAUUGGGCAGCAUGGAAAUUAACAGCAUUGCAAAACUGACUGAACUCAACCAGUCUUCCAUGUACUCGCUUCCUAAUGCACCAACUCUGGCUGAUCUGGAGGAUGAUAUUCAAGAAGCCUGUGAGAACCAGCCAGAGAAGCCUCACUUUGAUUCUCGCAGUGUGAUAUUUGAGCUGGACCCUUGCAAUGGGAAUGGGAAGGUUUGCCUUGUCUACAAAAACGGAAAACCAGCAUUAGCGAAAGACACCGAGAUCUGGUUCCUGGACAGAGCCUUAUACUGGCAUUUUCUCACAGACACCUUCACCGCCUACUACCGCCUGCUCAUCACACACCUGGGCCUGCCCCAGUGGCAGUACGCCUUCACCAACUAUGGCGUCAGCCCGCAGGCCAAGCAAUGGUUCAACAUGUACAAGCCCAUCACCUACAACACAAACCCGCUCUCCGAAGAGACUGACUGCUUUGUGAACAAGCUGGACCCCAGCAAAGUGUUCAAGAGCAAGAACAAAGUCUUAAUCCCCAAAAAGAAAGGGCCUGUCCAGCCGGCAGGUGGCCAGAAAGGGCCCUCGGCUCCUCCCUCCACACCUAAAGCCUCCUCUGGCUCUGGAAACCCUGCCCGGAAAUGACCACCCGCCUCUAGCCCCCUGCCAGCCCCAUGGGGAUGAUUUCCAUGCACAGAUGUCCCCGGGCAGCCCCAGCCCGAGCGCCUCCUCCAGUCUGAGUGACCAGCGCCCCAGGCCCUUCACGCCCAUCAGCGUGAGCCAGGAGUGAGAAGGGCACACUCAGGUCUCCCCAGGAGCCGCCCUCUCAUACCCUCGCAGCAGGUUGUGCCACCCCCGUCUCCAAAAGCUGGGGAAGAGUUCAGAUCUUGCUGAAGUGGCCAAAUCUGUUGGGAGCUUCCUCUCUGCCCAGCCACAACCCCCCACCAUUCAGCAGUGAUGAGAGGAAGCCCCCAAGGAACCGCUGGUUUUGACCCACGAGGCAUUAGAACUGCAGUGUUCAAUUGGUGGCCACUAGUCACAUGAGGCUAUUUAAAUUAUACUAAAAAUUCAUUUCCUCAUUAUAUAUGUUGUGUUAUAGCCACAUUUUGGAUAUUCAUGUGGCUAGCGGUUCCGUACAGACAGCGCAGAGACACGGGGACAGCUCCUCCACCACACUGGAUGCUGCCCGACAGCACGGCAUCACAUUCGCGCUGCUCCUCCGGCCAGUUCAGUGGUUAGAGACGUCAAAACCGUAAUCUGAUGCGUCAUGGCGUUCCGUGUAAACUCUUGAAAUUAUAUUAGAAUGUUCUUUAUAUCCUUCACCACAAACAAAUGUCCCUCUGCUCAUUUCUUUUUCAGUUUCCUAUAAAGUUUUUUGCUUCCA